Molecule: messenger RNA, 1253 nt
Organism: Tigriopus californicus
Lineage: Eukaryota; Metazoa; Arthropoda; Copepoda; Harpacticoida; Harpacticidae
Product: steroid receptor RNA activator 1-like
Exons: 3
Coding region: 400-1095 (231 amino acids)
Biological process (GO): regulation of transcription by RNA polymerase II
Cellular component (GO): nucleus
Source: RefSeq, a predicted model, not a curated record
GAAAUGCUAGGACUUUUCAACAGCUGUAGGUUUUCACUUUGACCAGGUUUCGGAAGGGGCAUGCGUAUGGUCGUGAGUACCGGGGCAUCUGUGUGCAUAUAUCUGAGCGCUUGGAAAAGAAGGCCCUAGUGGGCACAAGAGGCAGUGUUGGCUUAACUGCGAUCUCGCUUAUCCGUCUAAGCAGUUCCAAUUCAUCCGUGAGAUCCUCAGUUCCGAUGAAAAGGAAGUCCAAUUCCGGGAACAAAGAGAUCGAGUUUCCAGCAAGAAAAAGCUCCGCAAAGAUUAGGGGUCACCCGCGGGUUGACCCACCACUUUCAACCGCCUUCAAGCCCAGCCAUCGAAAGACAAGCGACACAUUACCCCGCCCAUCAAUCCAGCCCCAUUGUGAGUGACACGCCCAUGGCGUCCGAUGACGAACCACGCCCGGGCAACUGGGACAAGGCCUGGAAUGAUCCACCCCUAUUCAGUUACCAGGCCACCAGUGCCAAGGCCAGUGAGCCCACGGGCGUCAAAUUGAAUAAACGUGUGGGGUUUCCGGGCACGCUAGCCCCAGCUACGCCGAACUCCAGCGUGGCAACGCCCGUUCCGCUGGCCUCGGGCUUAGGGUCGGCCCUACCCCCGCCCCCGCUCAAACUACAUGAUGCUGGAGCUAAAUCUGAAGGCGGGCUCUAUGUGCCGCCUCCACCCGUCGGCGGACCCUGCCUCCCGCUCAGACCCCCGGCUUCUGACAACGCAGGUAAAUCCCAGGCGACUUCAGGACCCACCCCAGAGGUGGUCUAUGAUUGUGACUCGGUGGUGGCAUUGUUGAACCAGUCCUUGGCUCGAUCCUCUUUGGCCACGAAAAAAGCUCAAGAUAUCCAGAAACGUAUCGAUACCAUGGCCGAUAAAUGGAAAGCGGGUGCCUUGAACCCGCCCGUUCAAACGGGGAUGGGUCGAAUAGCGGAUUUGUUGGAGGCUGAAGAUGCGGCCAGUGCGGAGAAGAUCCAGCUUUCGUUAAUGGUGGACUGGCCCGCUGUGUGCGGCUCUUGGCUGGUGGGCAUCAAGCAUUUGAUUAUCAGCUGCAAGGAGGACCAGGCCGGUAGCCCUCUCCCGUGAUUGGGUUGGCAGCGGCAUAUUUUAUGCACAAUUGUGAUAUGGUGAUCUUGAAUCCAGGACGAACCUAUGUAUCAAUGCCCGUGAUUUAACAAAAAUGUGCCACAUUUCGGCUUCAAAUUUGGAGGCCUUUGUUGGAUUACAGAAAUGAGUGAAUGUAA